Molecule: messenger RNA, 1145 nt
Organism: Homarus americanus (American lobster)
Lineage: Eukaryota; Metazoa; Arthropoda; Malacostraca; Decapoda; Nephropidae
Product: carbohydrate sulfotransferase 11-like
Exons: 2
Coding region: 567-1061 (164 amino acids)
Biological process (GO): carbohydrate biosynthetic process
Cellular component (GO): membrane
Molecular function (GO): sulfotransferase activity
Source: RefSeq, a predicted model, not a curated record
GGAGUUUUACUGCAUAUUUGCAUGCAUAUUUAGCCAUUUUUAAAUGCAUAAUUAUCCUAAGCCUAGUCAUGAGAAUCCUGGCUGUGACUCCCAUAGUUUUUAUAUAUGCAGUUCCAUCAUCCCUCAGGUCACCUACACAAUCAGGUACCCGGUAACUCAGCCUCCCAUCACUACCAUCUGAAGAUGACUUGUAGUCUGACCCCCCGUGUUAGCUUAUGAGUCUUGGGUACAAUAAACCAGCCCAAAUAUAAAAGAAGACAACACAAUAGUACAAUGUAUGAAAUCUUAAUAAACUGGCCAUGUUGUUACCUAUCUGUAGCUCUAUGCAAGGAUAUUAUAUUUAAGUAGAACAAGGAUAAUUUACUAUCUAUUUACUAUUCAUUUUAAUGGUUUUCAAAGAUUAAUUCAUAUUUUAUCUCAAUUUUCCCUCAACUCACCAGGUUUCGAGCACUACCUGGAAGAAGGUGUGGUUGGAGCUGACGGGCCUCAACACCACCAGGAAAUUUCGUAAGCCACACGUCUCACUGAACCGACACACUCGUAAGGAGAACCGCCAAAAGUCGGAUAUGAAAUACAAGUUGGCGACAUUCACCAAGUUCAUCAUUGUGCGUCACCCAUUUGAGCGUCUCCUCUCCGCCUACAGAAAUAAGGUCGAAGGCCCCAAGAGAACACGUUAUCAAGGAUCACCGUUCAGAUAUGUCAAGAAGUAUCGUUCAAACGCCACUCAGACAGAUAUCACAUGGCCGGAGUUUGUGACUUACCUCAUUAAUGGCGGCUACGUAAGGAACAAUCAUUGGCGCCCUUACGGUACACGGUGUCACCUGUGCGCCAUUGACUAUGACAUCAUCGCCAAGUAUGAAACUCUAGUGAAGGAUUCUGAGGAGUUCCUACGGAGAGUGGGAGCCCCGGAGUCCUUACACUACCCAGAAUAUCAUCCCAGCAGCACCAAGGACAUUCUGGAGAGUUAUAUGAAGAAACUCACUAAGGAGCAGAUCGACCGCCUCUACCACACUUACAAACAAGAUUUUAUACUUUUCCAGUAUACAUAUAACACUCAGUAGACUUGCUGUUGAUGACCACCCUCCCACCAGCCUCCCCCUGUCUCUCCCACACCUCCCUCUCUCACCCACACACCUCCCUCUCUC